This is a messenger RNA of Cucumis melo (muskmelon), 2808 nucleotides long. RefSeq lists its product as uncharacterized. The coding region runs from base 561 to 2612 and encodes 683 amino acids. The record is from RefSeq and is a predicted model, not a curated record. NCBI's taxonomy places the organism in Eukaryota, Viridiplantae, Streptophyta, Magnoliopsida, Cucurbitales, Cucurbitaceae. Gene Ontology annotation, biological process: asymmetric cell division. The transcript has 4 exons.
GGUUUACCUUAGUAGAUAACGGGGCAGCGGGUCCUAUAUUCUUCACCUUCAGAGCUAUUUCCAACAACCGCCGCGGCCACGAUAACGACACCUUCAAAGCCUCCUCGUUUCUUCGAUUGGCUCGUUUUCUGGGACCUCCGUCUGAAUUUCAAUUUCUUUGACUUGACCCAUUAUUCGCCCUCUUCUUUGAGUUUCUUCAUUGGCUUCGUGUACAUUCUGUUCCUUAUGGGAAUUUGCAAUUGCGUUAAUGGGUUCUGCAGCAAAGAGGGACGCUGGUUGGUUAACUUCACGGUGAAGGUGUUGCUCAGGUAUCCCUUUUGAGCAUCAAGUUAAAAAUGGGAGAUGUUAUACUGUUUUAACUUCGUUUAUUUAAUGUGGAUUUGGGAUUUUGUAGUGUGAUUUAUUAAGUAUAAUGUUGGGAAGAAGUGGGCUUGCGGUACUUGGAUUUAGAUUGAUGAACAUUGUUGUAUCUUGUGUUUGAUUAUGGGAGUUAGAACAAGAGGGAAGAAUAUUGUCGUGAAAUUUGGCUAGUAUCUUUGGCUGUGGAAGGGUGUGUUGGAAUGGACUUGUGGGUAGUUGCAACUGCCGCUGGAGCUGGAUGUUUAGCCAAGUAUUGGCAGAAACUGUUGAAAGAUGGGAAUACUUCAUCUCAAAUGUCUUCUAGGAAUUCUAGUAAUGGGGAAUUAGGAUCUCUGGAUCAUCCCUUCCACCAAACAGAACAAGGAACAAAAGCAAGUGGAGAUAUUCUUGCUGGUGAAGAAGAGGUUCUGAAUGGGAGAGAUUAUGUUGGGAGUCGAUUCAAUGUGGCUUCUACUAGUGGUUUUGAUUGUGAAAAGAUGGAUAAUAUGGGGAAUUGGCAGGAAUACAAUGGUCUUUCAGUAUCCAAUUUGCCACUGGAAUUAUCAACGGCAACAAGUAAUGAUCCUCAAACAUUUGGGCAUAGAAGUAGUGUAAACGUGAAUGUGAAUGAUAAUAUGAUUGAUCAGCUGCCUUGUUCAUCUUCUAGAGAACUGAACUGUUUUCGGCCAACUGUGAGGAAAAUAGGAUCUCUUAGACAUAAACAGUCUUAUGGGAGAUUUAUUAGACCACUUAGUUCAUUAGAAAGUUGUGUGUUGUCUCAUCUCUACAAGGAACAUGUUGAAAUGGAAGAGUACAUCCUACAUUCAUUUCAGUCACCAUCCAGAUCAACUAUGAGGCGGUUUGUUGUAAAUGACGGAACCCGCAUAGUCAGGCGGCGAGUUAGAGACUCUUUCAGCGUUCAGGUUGAUAUGGAUGCAAGUAACUUCCAUAAAGAACCAUUUAUUGGAAAGAACAGGAAUAUAUAUGGGAUACCUUUGCUUCCGAAAACACGGUCUUUGAAGACCUCAGAGAUGAUAGACAUCAAUGGAGGGGGGAGACAAAGUGAAGCAAGCAGUGCCAGUCCAAUGCAUAAUGAGAAGUUCCUCCAUGCAAAAGAUCGAAUGAUUCUAUUCUGUCUUGGGAUAUCUAUCGGCUUAAUUUCCUUCAUGGAAAAUAAGCGUGAAAUAGACAAGCUCAAAGAGUUGUUAAAGCAUACUGAGAACUUGGUCCAAGAUCUACAAGAGGAACUUGAGAUGAAGGAUUCUCUGACAGUGAAGGAACUUUCAAAUGAGAAUUGUGAAUCAGUAGGCAUAUCUGAGAAUUCAUUCUUCAAUGGGAAAGACCAGAAUCUCAAUCCUUCAGCUAAAUCUGAUGAUAAGGAGUUAUCCAAACCAAAUCCCGAAGAGGAUUCAGAAUCUCUGAGUAAAAUUGAAGCUGAGCUUGAAGCAGAACUUCAGAGGUUGGGACUAAAUACUGAAACAUCGAGUGCAGAUAAAAGAUUCGCUGAUCUUCAUGAGCUAGAUCAAGAAUUUACGGUAGAUUUUUCUGAAGGUGAGUUGAGAGCUGACAUGAUCAAUGAUCUAAGUCCUAAGCUUCAGCAAAAUCAAGAUGCAAGUGAGUUUACCUCCUCGGGUAACUACACAGUUUCACCUUGGGAGCUUAGUGUUCGACUACACGAAGUCGUUCAGUCAAGGCUCGAAGCACGUGUGAGAGAGCUCGAAACGGCCCUUGAGAACAGCGAGAGGAGACUUCACAGCAUUGAAGCCAAGCGAACUGAUUCUUGGAAAGAAUUCACCCAUAAUGAAAUGCUACAUUCAUCUAGUGAAGAAAGUCUAACUGCUCAACCCCUUGUUAUGAAUUUAUCAGGAGAAGCUCUAGAUGCCUACAACGAUGCAUAUAAUGAGUUGAUGGAUAUCGACGAUUCAGAAGAAGAACCUAUGCAUUCGCCUUCAACAGGUGAUGAAAGUAAGCAUUCACAAAGCCAAACUACUGUUAACGGUCAUCCAUUUUCAGUUCAGAAUGGGAGAAGAAACGGAUCGAUAAGCCUGGGUCGGAUACUUGUUGAGGAGAAAAUGAAAAAUUCUUAUAAAAAGUUUGGCACAAUGAAUGGAGAGUCAAAUGAGGUAGAUGGGAGUGAAGAUGAAAGCAGUGAUUAUGAUGAUGAGGUAGAAAAGCAGUUGAUAAAGCAGAUUGUUGAGAAAACCAGAAUGGGUUCUCCUGUGGUUCGGAAUGCACAAAGAUGGUUAUUUUCGAUGGAUAAAGAUGAUGGCUGAGGCAGUUAUAGAAGACGAUAGAUAAUGUAAGUUUAGAAAUACGCCCAACGAAAAGAAAAAAAAACCAAAAAAACAAAAAGAGGAGUGCUACAGUAAAAGAGCUCGGCCCCCACAUUGAUCAAUCAUUAAUGUAAACGCUAUACAUUAUCAUCAAUUAUUAUUUUGCUUCAACGAGCUUUCUUUAUAUAGUGCAUCA